AUGUCUGAAGCAACUAACCUGCUGCGCCGGCCAGCAGCGUCGCCAAGCAACUACUCUCCGGCAGAAGGACACGCCGAGACCGAUGCGCUUCUCAGCGCCGACAUCGAUGCAACCGUCGACUCCGAGCAAGCACCAACAUCGGCAUCGAUCGGUGGCCGGAAAGAUAGCUGGGAUGGCGGAGAGGACUUUGCAGGCCUGCCUUGGACGCAAAGGCCGUCCAUCUACUGGCUCAUUGGCCCCUACGCAUUGUUCACGCUGGCGUUUGGUGGCUCGUUGGUACCGAAGCUGAAUCUGAUUAUAGAUUUGGUCUGUCGCCAAUAUUUUGCCGAUCGCCAGCACGAGGGCUUCCAUGUGCUGCCCGUCGUGCCUGGCGCCAACAACCCGCAGUGCCAGAUUGCCGAGGUGCAGCGGAAUGUUGCCACUUUCACGCUCGUCCUCAGCGUCAUCGUCGGCUCGCUGAGCGCCUUCACGGCGCCUCGUCUCGGCGCUGCAUCCGACCGCUACGGCCGCAAAGCCAUCAUGGUAAUUUCAUCGUCCGGCGGGCUCGUGGGCGAGGUCAUCACUAUCCUGGCGGCCAACUACCCCGACAUCAUUCACUACAACUGGCUGAUUCUGGCUUCGGUGAUUGACGGCUUUGCGGGCUCGUUUACCGCCGGCAGUGUUGUCAGCCACUCCUACACCAGCGACUGCACGCCGCCUUCCAAGCGCGCCGUGUCCUUCGGCUACAUGCACGCCUGCCUCUUCUCUGGCCUGGCAUUCGGCCCCUUGCUUGCGGGCUUCUUGGUGGAAUGGACAGGGUCGCUGCUGUCCAUUUUCUAUGUCACGCUAUGCUGCCAUGCCGUUUUCAUCCUCUACAUCAUUUUCAUCCUUCCCGAGUCUCUGUCGCCGCGCCGUCAGAGCAUCGCUCGUGAGAAGUACGCCAAGGAGCAGGAGCUGCACGCGAUUCAAAAUCGUGAAUUUGAUUUGGCACAUGAAGCGGCGGCGGCGUCUGGGCGUAAGACGUGGCUGCCGGCCUAUGCCCGGAAAACUAUCCUCCGCGUGCGGCGGUCCAACCCGCUGGCUCCUCUCGCGAUUUUGUUUCCCAACGGCGCCCACCAAAGACGCGCGCGGCGGAACCUGCUUGUCUUGGCCACCAUCGACACACUGCUUCUCGCAGCCGCAAUGAGCUUGGGCGGCGUCACCCUCCUGUACACCGAGUUCAUGUUCCACUGGGGCAACUUUGAGACGUCCGCCUUCAUCUCCCUCGUGUCCAUGGUGCGCGUUGUCGUGCUCAUGGGCAUCUUCCCCGUCAUCAACUACUUUUUCCGUGUGCGCCCCGCUGCGCGCCAGCGGCGGAUCUCGGGCGAGGCGCCGAGUGAGGCCAACAGAGGCGCCGAUCGUCUGGACAUUUUCCUCAUUCGCAGUGCCAUCUUCUCGGACGUGCUCGGUGUGGCCGGUUAUAUCUUUGCACGGAAGCCAGCCGUGUUUGUUCUAUGCGGCAUUGUGACGGCCUUUGGCGGCCUGGGAUCUGCAACGAUCCAGUCCUCGCUCACCAAGCAUGUUUCUCCCGACCGGGUUGGCCAGCUCCUCGGCGCCAUCGGCCUCCUCCACGCACUCUCACGCGUCUUCGCCCCUAUGAUUUUCAACGGCCUGUAUGCCGCGACGGUCGGCAGCUACCCGCAGGCUGUGUUUGUACUGGUGACCGGUGUCUUCUCUUUUGUCUUCCUCCUGGCCUUCCUCGUCCGACCACACGUCUUUUUGGAUGACUCUAUCCACAACGAAGAGGAGGCACCGGUUUCUUCGCGUCGCGCCGUUGCUGCGCAAAAUGACGUUCUGGGGGAUGAUGAGGUCGUGCAGCAAUUCUAA
Messenger RNA from Sporothrix brasiliensis 5110, 1845 nucleotides. Its product is annotated as major facilitator superfamily MFS-1. Gene Ontology annotation, cellular component: membrane. Bases 1 to 1845 code for a protein of 614 amino acids. Gene Ontology annotation, biological process: transmembrane transport. Gene Ontology annotation, molecular function: transmembrane transporter activity. The transcript has 2 exons. Lineage: Eukaryota; Fungi; Ascomycota; Sordariomycetes; Ophiostomatales; Ophiostomataceae. The record is from RefSeq and is a predicted model, not a curated record.